GCGUGGUAACGCCUGAGCUAACUGCGCCUGCGCUUCCCGGAAAUGCGGAAGAUGACUUGUCACUGUUGUUGAAGCUGUCAGGCACGUGAGCUGCACUGUGCAACGUCGUCGUGAGUGCAGGCAGGCGAUAUGGCGGCUGAUACUCCUCCCAAGGUGUUAUUUGAACAUGAAGGUGUUUUCAUACACUCAAACGAAGACGGCGAAGAGCCAGAUCUCCUUGUUUCUGGGUUCCUACGGCUCAUUGAUAAGGAUGGUGAAACUAUCGUGGAAUACAAACCCUUGGAGGACAGUGUUGAUCCAUCCAACAUGUUGUGUGCUGGCAAGGAUUCCAGCUCGGUGAUGGAGUGGGCCCAGUGUCCCGGGGAGGAGAGGUCGACUCCUCAGCAGGCUGUGGUAGAGCAGCAGCAGAGCUAUGAGACUGAGUGGGACAUGAUCAACGCAGUCUCCUUUCCUAAGAGGAAACCCUGCUCCAACGGAGAGGGUGCAUUGAACCAUACGCAUGAGAAAAGCAAGUGGGCCUUCACCUUCAGUGUGUGGGACCUGAGGUCUAUCACAGUGAAGGAGAAGGGCUCGUCCCGCCUGAUGUUCAGACUGAAGGAGCCCCCCACCUCCCUGCCAGUCCUCCACUUCCACCAAGGGGGUAGUGAAGACUUCCUGGACUGCUUGAGGAGAUAUGCCUUGAUCACUGAGGCCCCAGAUGAUGAAACCUGCCUGCUGGUCAGCACUCCCAACAGAGCUCUGUCUCAGUCCUUCGAGAACCUUCUUGAUGACAACAACUACGGCCUUGUUACUAAGCUCAAGAAUGAUCCGUACGUGACGACCCUGGGGGGCUUCUCCAAGGUCACCAACUACAUCUUCGAUGCGUUCCGUGGCUCAGAGCUGGAGCAGCAGCAGCGGCCCCCGGAGGAGAUGGCUGACCUAGACAUCCUGGGACUGGGAGAGGUCAUCCCUGGCCUGGAGAUCAACCAGCAGGAGGAGCCGGGCUUCGAGGUCAUCACCAGGAUCGACCUGGGAGCAAGGCCAGAGGUGACGAGGAGGCAGCCACUGUCUGCAGAGGACUGGGCUGAGCACCAGGAGAAGGGAGGAAGGAUGAAAAAUGUCCCUCACCUCAAGAAAAUAAUAUUCAAAGGGGGCUUGUGCCAUGCGGUGAGGAAAGAGGCCUGGAAGUUUCUGCUGGGGUAUUACCCCUGGGACAGCACCUACGAGGAGAGGAAAGGCCUACAGAGGAGGAAAACGGAUGAGUACUUCAGGAUGAAGCUCCAGUGGAAGUCUGUGAGUGAGGAGCAGGAGAGGAGGAACUCCAGGUUGAGAGACUUCAGGAGCCUGAUAGAGAAGGACGUGAACAGAACAGACCGAACCAACAGGUUCUAUGAGGGCAUGGACAACCCAGGCCUGGUGUUACUCCACGACAUCCUGAUGACGUAUUGCAUGUAUGAUUUUGAUCUGGGGUAUGUCCAGGGAAUGAGUGACCUCCUCUCCCCGAUCCUGUAUGUGAUGGAGAAUGAGGUGGAUGCCUUCUGGUGUUUUGUCUCCUUCAUGGAUCAUAUGCACCAGAACUUUGAGGAGCAGAUGCAGGGCAUGAAGACACAACUGAUCCAGCUCAGUACUCUGUUGAGGCUGCUGGAUCUGGCCUUCUGGAACUACCUCGAGUCGCAGGAUUCAGGUUACCUGUAUUUCUGUUUCCGGUGGUUGCUGAUCCGCUUCAAGAGGGAGCUCAGUUAUCCAGAUGUUCUUCGUAUGUGGGAGGUCAUGUGGACUGGCUUGCCCUGCCAAAACUUCCAUUUGCUGGUGUGCUGUGCCAUUCUAGACUCAGAGAAACGGAAAAUCAUGGAGGAAAACUAUGGCUUCAAUGAGAUCCUCAAGCACAUCAAUGAACUCUCAAUGAAACUGGACAUUGAAGAAAUCCUUCACAAAUCAGAGGCUUUCUGUAUGCAGAUCAGAAGUUGUAAGGAUUUGCCUCAUUCAAUAAUUGAGAUCCUGGGAUUCAACACAGAAAGCGAACUUCCCAGAUUACAAGGGCAGGAGUUUGGGACUCUUGAUUCUCCUCAGUCCCCCAGACCCACACAGAGACAGGAGGUCUUCUCUAAUGGUCACAAUGGACAUUACAGAGAACCCCCUCAAAACGGCUGCAAAGUCACUUUCAUAUCAUAGUGAACAAUAUCAUUCAUACAGAGACUUUGCAAUGUCCACAUACCAGAAUGAGUAUUUUGGAUUCAGUUAUUGGAUAAUUUGUUAACUGAAGCAAGCUUAUCAAAGCCCUAUAAGAAGAGAUAUGAAGAGAAAAUAAUGUAAAAAGGAUUUAAAAUUAUUAUUUUUGUAAUUUCUUGUACCAUAUUGUCUUUCAUUUAAAUAAGUCAUUCCUCCUUGCUAAGGUUUUUUUUGUAAAGACUGGCAAGGUGAGUUUAAUUUGUAAAGUAAAAAUAUGAUGUUUUUAUUUCAACUAUAACUUUUUCCUGAAUCACACACAAGCAUUAAAUGUUGAUUGAUUUAAGUUAAAAACAAACAACUACUUUUAUCAAGAUCUAGCCAGAUAUCAAUUUGGUAGUAAAUUACAAAAGUGCUGUAAAAUGUUUUGUCUUAAUGCUCUGUCACAAUAAUACCCUUUUCAAAUUGAAAAUGUGAAAAGAAAACUCUAUCUUCCUGAAUCAAAAUAAAAGUAUAGCCUUUAAUUAUGUA
This is a messenger RNA of Salmo salar (Atlantic salmon), 2676 nucleotides long. RefSeq names its product TBC1 domain family member 15. Gene Ontology annotation, molecular function: GTPase activator activity. NCBI's taxonomy places the organism in Eukaryota, Metazoa, Chordata, Actinopteri, Salmoniformes, Salmonidae. Gene Ontology annotation, biological process: activation of GTPase activity. The record is from RefSeq and is a predicted model, not a curated record.